CGCAACGCGCCUCGAGAGAUAUUCGAUUCUCUCUCUACAGCAUAUCCUCUCUCUCUCUCUCUCUCUCUAAAAUUUUACACUCUCUCUCUAAGAUUUAAAGUUCUGACCGCGCGCCGUGCCUGAGAGCCCGGAAGAAGCCAUCGACUGAGUCCCAAAGGGGAAUAUUUUUUCCCCAAAUUUCGCGGCGUUUUCAAGGCAUCGUUUCCUCUGUGGAGACGCCAUUGCCUCCUGUCCUACUUCAAAUCCCAUUGUUUAUUGUGUGGCAUUCUCAUCCUGACAUUGGGGUAUUUUAGUUGAUUGUUUUUCCUUAUUGGAAGUGCUGAUUUCCUCGUAUCUAUCCGUUCCUGACGGUUAGAGAGAGGUUUUUCUGGGUAUUCUCGUCGGUUAGAGAGAGGUUUUUCACGGUUUAAAUGCCCUAGUUUCUGGUUGAUACUUGGCAGGGGUAGCACCUUUCAUUUGGGUUUUUGUGCUCUCUGUUUGAAGUGGAUUGUGCAACUUAAGGAUUUUGAGGAUGAGUGAGGCUUCUUCAGAUUGUGGGGUCGUUUCUUCUGAGAUUAAUUCUCAAAGUACAGAGGGGAAGGGGAAGAGGCUUUGGAAGAGGGUGAAGUAUCAGUUGGUUGAGUAUCAUUCUUUGCCUGGUUAUUUGAGGGACAAUGAGUAUAUCAUAGGUCAUUACAGGUCAGAGUGGCCAUUGAAGGAGAUCUUCCUCAGCAUCUUCACCAUUCAUAAUGAGACUCUCAAUGUGUGGACGCAUCUGAUUGGAUUUUUCUUAUUUCUUUCCCUCACGAUAUACACUGCUGUGAAGUUGCCGAAGGUUGUGGACCUCCACUCUUUGCCAAAUUUACCUGAUGUACUUAAGAGGGCUGAUCUUCACAAGGAACUUAUGCAUUGCCUUCCAUCUAUGCCCAACAUGCCUGCUUUACAAAGGUUGAGAAAUGAACUGAAGAGUGCUUUGCCCUCCAUGGAUUCACUUCCAUCUUUGUCCGGAUGGCACUUACUUGAACUUGUUAGGAACUGCUUGCCCGAGAGUUUGUACCAUGCAAACCAUACAGAUACAUGUGUUUUGACAAGCAUUAAAGACGACGUGGGGAAUAUGAUUGCACCUCUUCUGGUGAGACCCAUCACCCGAUGGCCCUUUUUCGCCUUCUUAGGUGGUGCCAUGUUUUGCCUCCUGGCAAGCAGUACAUGCCACCUUCUCUCUUGCCACUCUCGUCGUCUUGCUUACAUCAUGCUACGUCUUGAUUAUGCAGGCAUAGCCGCCCUUAUAGCCACCUCUUUCUACCCCCCUGUUUACUAUUCCUUCAUGUGUGAACCCUUCUUUCAAUACCUCUAUCUCAGCUCCAUUACCCUUUUGGGAGUGGCAACUGUUAUUUUCUCUCUCCUUCCAGUCUUUCAAAACCCGGAGUUUCGAACUAUUAGAGCUUGGCUUUUCUUUGGCAUGGGAGUUUCGGGUGUUGCACCGAUAUUACAUAAGCUGGUUGUUUAUGGAGACCAGCCAGAGGCAAUUCACACUACGGGUUAUGAGAUUUUGAUGGGAAUUUUCUAUGGCUUAGGGGCAUUGGUUUAUGCUACGAGAAUCCCAGAGAGAUGGAUGCCUGGAAAGUUUGAUAUUGCAGGCCAUAGCCAUCAGCUCUUUCAUGUUUUGGUGGUCGCCGGUGCGUACACGCAUUAUCAUGCCGGGCUUGUGUAUCUUAGAUGGAGGGAUAUGCAUGGGUGUCGGAGGUAGACCUCUCUCUCUUCCCCCCUCUUCUCCCCUUGCUCUGCCAAAAUGCAAGAGAGAUGAAAGUUUGGCAUGGUUAUAGUUAGUAGAAUGAAUAUAAUGGAAAAAUGUUCAAUAGAAGCUGGGGGAAAAAGGUCAUAGAAGUCAUGGUGUUGUAAAUGGAGAUGUCUAUGGGGUGAUCACUUGUCAAGUGUAUAUUUGCAGCCACUAUGUGGAUUGAGAUCAUUGUGACCGCAUUGGGAUUGUUGAAACUAAAUGCGGAUUUUUAUGUAAUUACCAUUUUUGUAUAUGAAUGAUCACAUUUUACUAUCUACACUUU
Messenger RNA from Amborella trichopoda, 2039 nucleotides. RefSeq names its product heptahelical transmembrane protein 4. Gene Ontology annotation, biological process: response to hormone. The record is from RefSeq and is a predicted model, not a curated record. Gene Ontology annotation, cellular component: membrane. NCBI's taxonomy places the organism in Eukaryota, Viridiplantae, Streptophyta, Magnoliopsida, Amborellales, Amborellaceae. Gene Ontology annotation, molecular function: signaling receptor activity.